This is a messenger RNA of Linum trigynum, 2986 nucleotides long. The record is from the annotation of a GenBank genome assembly. NCBI's taxonomy places the organism in Eukaryota, Viridiplantae, Streptophyta, Magnoliopsida, Malpighiales, Linaceae.
AUUUACGAUUUAAAUCUUUAAAAUAUUUAAAAUCUUACGAUUUUACGAUUCAAAUGUUUGGGUCAGUUUUACUUAUUUUCCCUAGAAUUUGCAAAAUUACGCAUCUUUUUCUUCUCCACCAACACCGUCUAGUUCUCUCACACUAACCACCAUCGACCAUACAUCAAUGCAUUAAUCAUAAAAAGAAAUAUUUGAAGUAUAUUAUGUAAAUAAUAAUAAUAUAUGGAUGAUCAUUGAUCAUAUUAGAUAUAUACAUUAUAUGCACAAUUGGAUUUUUUCCAAGGCAAGCCCAAAGAGCAUGGGACAAAGCGCGGCCUCAGGGAGGUCACCGUUCAGAUUCGUGGUUCCAGGGUGGGCUUGAUGGUCCGUUGUAGUUUGGUUUGGGUUCAAGGUUGUUGGGCCGGUUCCAUCAUGGCCCGUUAUAGUUUUUAGUAAAUGAAUAAUUAGGCAGACACUGCACAACUCAACUCACGACCCAGAGCUGCGUCGUUUUAUGAAACGGUCUCAAAGUCGAGGACAUGUCGUUCCGAGUUCCGACUACCGAGUAUCCGAUUUUUGGCGAUUGACGAAACACGUGACUGACAGACCAAAUUCCCGACUCCGAUACUUCGGCAGGGCAGGGGGAGGGUUCGUUUCUCAACCGCCGAGCAAUAAGAGAAGAAGAAGCUUGAAAAGCAAAAUCAAGGUCGAAGCACUGGAAGACAUGGUGGCGAUUUCGCUUUACAGGGGGAAUCUCCACCGAGUCCCCGAUGCCCCUCGUCGAUGGCUGAUGCCCACCCGAAACCUCUCUCUCAGGGACUUCAAAUCCCUCCUCAACCGUCGCUCCAGGGCUCUCUCUCACCUCCGCUCCUCCUCCACUGUCCUUGUCGCCGCCGGUACUACCUCUAACCCUAACCCUGACCUUACCAUUUCUACCAAACACGAUUCCAAGGAAGCUGGGGAUCCUAUUACGCCUCAGUUGAAGGAGAUGAAAGCUGUUGAUGAUACGAAUCAUCGUGGCGAUGAGGAAGAAGGGCCUUCCGGGAGGGUUGGAGAAGGUGCUGAAGAGGACCGGGGCUUGUUGAAUGGUGGAGAUUGCUCGAUGAAGCUGGAUGAUGCGCCUGUUGAGAAUCCUGAAGUAGCUGAGAAAUGCCGAGUUGAGGUUGUUAAUGGUGAUGGAGAUUUGCAGGCUUUGUUCGCCGUGAAGCUGGAAGAAUCGGCUGAACCUAGUGCGGAGGAAAACGAAAAACCUGAGCUGUCAGGUGAAAAGGCAAAAAGGAAGAAAGAGGUUGAGGAGAAGUUGGAAAGUUUGAAUGCAAAGAAGCAUAAUCUAGUGCAACUUCUGAAGCAGCUAUUAAAUGCCGAGGACGAGCUAAAGAGACGAAGCACUGUGCAGACGAUGACAACUCGUCCGUCUGGUCCGCUUCAAGUAGACGUCACAAAUGAUUCUGGGUCAAUGAUCAGACAAGUCACUCCUAGGAUGGGGUCAGAGGCUAAUCUUGGUGCAGAUAUGGAAGAAGCUGAAACUGAAGAUGUUUCAAAUCAAAAUGUUCAUUCUCGUAAUUUACAAAGAAUGAGCAGUACUUCUCCAUGUUCAGAGUCUCCCCUUAGAAGACCUACCCACAAUGCGGUUCCACCCUUCCCAUCGCGAACAAGUUUGGGAGCCAGCCCAUCACGGUUUGCACCAACAGGGCAACAAAAUCAUCCAGCAAACGCACCACCCACAAUAUCCAUAUCUGGGACAAAUUACGCUCCAUCUUCUCCUUCUCCCAUAGCAUCUGGUGGCACCUCAGCAUUUCGGGAUGCUCGCCAACCUAGCCUUUGGAACUAGAUCUAUCUCGACAUCUUAGCUCUUUAUGCAUGAACUGCUGGAAUUCUGAGUCUUUAGCAGUUAUCCAGGUAACUACAAUGUUUCAUCCUCCUUGGCUGAUUCUCAUCCUGUAGCACUAGAACUUCUGGUGGUACUAUUGAUACACAGCCCAUUCAGGGGCCUUGUUUUCCAGCCAGUCUUCUUGAGGUAGACAACUAGAUAUCCAACAAUCAUCAGGUUUGUCUCCUCUCCUCGUCAUCAUUCUUCCAUGUAUAUCAAUUUAACCUGUAUUCAUUAAUUCCAUUCAUAAAAUCAUUGAUGUUGUCAACUGCAGUGCUAAAUAUUUGUAGUACUGAAACCCAUUUGAGUAUAUUUGUGCACCUUGUGUUGUAGCUAGCUGUGAUAGGUAAUACUCGUCUGUGGUUGCUCCUGUAAACAACAUUGACGAGAGAUGUGCACACUCUUGUUAUUCAUUGAUGAACCAUCACUGUGGUGGUUUAAUAUUCUUGCACAAUGAAAUUGUUGCGGUUUCUGUCUUUCUUGUUAAGUUUGAUGACCUCUACUUCUCUCUGUGUCUUUCGAAUGAGUACUUGGAUAUCUUUAAAUUAUGGAAGUCUUUUUAACGCUGUUCAAACAUGGUUUCAGUUCUAGUACUUGUUGUGUUAACUACCUUUUGGAGGACUUCGUUUUCUGAUAGAACCUGGUGAUUAGGGUUCUAUUUAGCGAUUGGGAUUGAUGGGAUCAAUUAGGGAUUAAUCUCCCUGUAUCACAAAAGUGGGGGAAUGAAGGGGGUUGGUGUGACGGGGAAGAAUAACGGGGUGGGGGGAAAUUGCUUGGGGACGGAAUAAGAAGGAGGGAAGGGAAGGGGUUUGCUGCUUGGGACGGAAGAAGAAAAAGGAGGGAAGGGAAGUUGGUUGCUCGGGGAAGAGGGAGAAGAGAGGAGGGCAGCAGGUUCUGUCGAGGGAGAGGGGAAAAAGAGAGGAAGGGAGUCGACUAAGUUGGGAGGAAAGAGAGAGAGAGUAAGAAAAUUAGGAUUUAGGGUUUUAAACUUUGCUUGAUCUCUAAUUCCACUUACAAGCAGUAUAUAUAGAAAUGAACAAUUACCGACUACUACCCUACUUAUCACUAUCUUCCCUAAACAGCCCAAAUAAUCCGAAAUAUUAAAUAACCGACAAUUAAUCAAAGUACUAAGAAUGC